CAAAGCAUCCACCAAAUGAAAACAAUGGCUUCACCUUCAUUCAUUAUCUCGCUAGCCUUACUCAUUCUCCUCCUCCACCUCUCUUCCUCCUUCUCCGCCGCCUCCCAUCAUCACCGCCAGCAUCACCACCGUCCGCCGCCCCCAAACCCCAAACUCCAACAAGCUUACGUUGCACUUCAAGCUUUCAAAAAAGUCAUCUACUCAGACCCCCGUAACUUCACCACUAAUUGGAUAGGCCGCGAAGUGUGCAAAUACAAUGGCAUAUAUUGCUCCCCUUCCCCUCACGAUAACAAAACCAAAGUCGUCGCAGGAAUCGACCUUAACGGCGUUGACAUCGCCGGGUACCUCCCCGACGAACUCGGCCUCCUCUCCGACCUCGCACUCAUCCACCUCAACAGCAACCGAUUCUGCGGCAUCCUCCCGCAAACAUUAUCAAACCUCUCCCUUCUCUUCGAGCUCGACCUCAGCAACAACCGAUUCGUCGGCCCGUUUCCGACCGUCGUGCUCUCUCUUCCGUCGCUAAAAUAUCUCGACCUCCGUUACAACGAGUUCGAAGGGUCGUUGCCGCCUCAACUCUUCGCUAAGAACCUCGACGCCAUAUUCAUCAACAACAACUGGUUCUCCAACGUUGUACCUCCGAGCUUUGUCACGAGCACGGCCUCGGUUGUCGUGUUCGCGAACAAUAAGCUCAGAGGCUGUCUGCCGCCUAGCAUAUCGAACUUCGCCAACACGUUGGAAGAGCUCCUGUUGAUCAACACGAGUAUCUCCGGCUGUUUGCCACCGGAAGUGGGGUAUCUGUACAAGCUAAAAGUGUUGGACGUCAGCCAUAAUAAUUUGGUCGGUCCAAUACCUUACAGCAUAGCCGGGUUAGCUCACUUGGAGCAGCUGAAUUUGGCUCACAACAUGAUGAGUGGCGUUGUUCCGAUGGGCGUUUGUGUUUUGCCCAACUUGGUCAACUUCACAUUUUCUUAUAACUUCUUUUGCGAGGAAGAAGGGAUUUGUGGGAACUUGAGCUCCAACGGUAUCGCUUUCGAUGAUCGCCGGAACUGUUUGCCGGAGAAGCCGAAGCAGAGGAGUGAGAAAGAGUGUGAAGCGGCGCUUGAACAUCCCGUGGAUUGUUUUCAUUACCACUGCGGCGGCGUUCCUAGCGGCGGUUCUAAUGCCAUUCCGCCAGCAAUGGUGCCGGCAGCAGCGACGCCACUUUUGUCACCUUCUAUGGCUCCCGGCAAUGCGUAAAGGAUUUGUAUAGGGUGCAACAUGGUUCAUGAAAUACUCUCUUUAAAUUUAGGCCUUAUUUUCGUUUUUGAUCCCUGAACUAUAUCUAUUUUUCUACUUUAGUAUCUAGAUUUUUGUCUCUUACUUUAAUACCU
Hibiscus syriacus is the source of this 1370-nucleotide messenger RNA. Its product is annotated as leucine-rich repeat extensin-like protein 4. The record is from RefSeq and is a predicted model, not a curated record. The coding region runs from base 16 to 1236 and encodes 406 amino acids. Gene Ontology annotation, molecular function: protein binding. The transcript has a single exon. Lineage: Eukaryota; Viridiplantae; Streptophyta; Magnoliopsida; Malvales; Malvaceae.